This is a messenger RNA of Gamsiella multidivaricata, 393 nucleotides long. RefSeq names its product Gti1/Pac2 family-domain-containing protein. The transcript has a single exon. Gene Ontology annotation, molecular function: DNA binding. The record is from RefSeq and is a predicted model, not a curated record. The annotation marks the transcript as partial. Lineage: Eukaryota; Fungi; Mortierellomycota; Mortierellomycetes; Mortierellales; Mortierellaceae.
GCCUGCCAUCUCGGUAUCAUCUCCAGAGUCCAUCGCCGUCUUUCUGACAUUGAGCGCCAAUGCGUCCGGUCAGGUUCCGUCUACUGCUUCGAUGAGCGUGAGGCCGGCAUGAGACGCUGGACCGACGGCAAGAGCUGGAGCCCCAGCAGGGUUACCGGCAGCUUUCUCACCUACCGCGAGCUCGAUGACUCUCAAGGCACCGGCAGCAAGAACGUCUACCGCCCCGACGGCCUGCUGAAACAGUCGUUCUCCAUCACAACUUCGGAUAACAAGAAGUUGCAUCUGAUCUCGUACUACACCAACGAGGAUGUUGCCUCGGAACGACUCUUUGAGACCCCCUCUCGCGACCCUCGCUUUGCUCACGUUGUCAUUCCACUGGGUAUCUAUCCUGAU